AUGGCACCUCCAAGACCAGAGAGUGUAAAGAAAGCAAAGGAAGUACUUGGUGACUUUAAUCCAUCGGAGGAUAAGUUGAAAAAGACAUUGGGUAUCGGAGAUGAAGAGUUGAAACAGGUACAUGAGCUCAGAAGUGAGCAACAUCAUCAACAGAUGGCAAAGGAGAGAAUCCCUAUCAACAAAAGAGAGACAAGGAAGGCUCAGUCAACACUGGGUUUGAACCUGUCCAAAGAGAAGCUCAUGGAUGUAUUGGGCGUGGACGAGGAUACUAUAACAGAAGCAGAGAAUGAAGAGAAGGAAUUGAAGGAACUGAGGAUAAGGAGAUUGAGAGAGAAUAUUAUAUUGUCAAAUAAGAAGGCGUUGAGGAAGGCAUUUACAUUGUUGGGAUUCAAUCCGUCAUCGUCCAAGAUGAUGAGGACACUGGGCGUAUCAGAGGCUGAUCUGGCCAAGGAUGUCAGUGCAAUUCAACAACAACAUCAACAGCUACAGAACCUAGUGUUGUCAGCCGAGAUAACACUAUUCUUGGUCAUCCUUUAUAUAGUCCUAUGGUACUUCAAAUAUGUAUAG
Messenger RNA from Acytostelium subglobosum LB1, 567 nucleotides. RefSeq lists its product as hypothetical. The coding region runs from base 1 to 567 and encodes 188 amino acids. The record is from RefSeq and is a predicted model, not a curated record. The transcript is spliced from 2 exons. NCBI's taxonomy places the organism in Eukaryota, Evosea, Eumycetozoa, Acytosteliales, Acytosteliaceae.